AUGUGUAUUGUCUUGUUGACUACGUCGCAUCCCAAAUAUGCCCUCAUCGUUCUCGACAACCGGGACGAGUUCAUCCUAAGACCAACCAGCAGACCGCAUUGGUGGACAGCCCAGAUAGAGCCGAGCUCUGCCUCCGGGACUAAUGGGUCCAGAGAAAUUUCCAGUGUUGAUGUCCUCUCAAGUCGAGAUCUCCAGAGGGCGGAGCGCGGUACUUGGCUGGGCGUUACCAAGAAUGGCAAAUUCGCCGUGUUGACCAACUAUCGCGAGACGGACACGCACGAUACGAUGCACCCUAUUCAUGGCAAGCGCAGCCGCGGCGGCAUGGUUACGGCCUGGUUGGGAGCCGAUCCAGCCGAGUCAAGCCACGAUUUCGUCCGCAAGAUGCUCGAGAGCGGCGACGUAAAAGGCGUCGGCGGAUUCUCGCUCAUCUGCGGCAAGCUACGCAAGGCCAACUUGGAGGGCGAAAAGGGGCUGGAACCCCUGGCUAUUCUGUCCAACCGCUGUGACCACAUCGAUCACAUUCCCUGGAUCGGUGGGCAGCGCAACAGCGAGUAUGGCCUCAGCAAUGCCAUAUACCAGGACGAAAAGGUCGAGCAAGACCUGAUAUGGCCCAAGGUCCGCCGCGGCACCGAACUGCUCAGCCAAGUCAUCGCCGACAAAGCUAGCGAGGGCAAGGAGGAGGACGAACUGGUUGAAGACUUGUUUAAGAUUCUUGACGAGGACAGGUUCCCGCAAAACCACAUCCUUGACCUAGAGGAAGGCAUCCCGCUGCUGAAGCAUUCGAUAUUUAUCCCUGCGUUUGGCGGCCAGCAGCACCAAGAUGAGAUGGCCGCCGCAAGACAGCGUGGGAUCAUCGAACAGGCAGGUCACGGCUACGCUACAGAAACCCUGGCGAAUGUGGCACGACCGGACGACCAGCAAAACGGCUUCCAGACGGGACUUUACGGCACGCAGCGGCAGACUGUCAUCCUCGUAGACUGGGAAGGCAACGUGACGUACAGGGAGCGCGCCCUGUGGGAUUCCAACGGCAACGAAAUCCCCAGGGGUUCCGGCGACGCGACGUUCAGGUUUAAAAUCGACGACUGGGAUUCCGAGCUCAGCAACGACGCAGAACAAAGCGUCUCGUCCUGA
Lasiosphaeria miniovina is the source of this 1131-nucleotide messenger RNA. RefSeq names its product NRDE protein-domain-containing protein. Gene Ontology annotation, biological process: Golgi organization; protein secretion. Gene Ontology annotation, cellular component: Golgi apparatus. Lineage: Eukaryota; Fungi; Ascomycota; Sordariomycetes; Sordariales; Lasiosphaeriaceae. The record is from RefSeq and is a predicted model, not a curated record. The transcript has a single exon. The coding region runs from base 1 to 1131 and encodes 376 amino acids.